AUGUUCAACUUGUUCCCUGUUCAGAGGGUCGGUUUGAUCUUUGUGAAGCUUUUGGCCCUCACUUCUCGUAAGGAACGAGGAAAGGGCUCAUCUGUCAUUUUCUGUUUGGUGGUUUCUAGUUCUCUUCGGGAUUUUCAUCUUGGUGGGUCUGUUGCUUCUUCUAGUAUACCUGUCCCUGGUUGUGUUAUUCCUAAUUUUGCAUUUUUGGUCUCCUUGUGCUAUUUGAGAUGGCCACAUCAAACACAGUUGAGAGUUUUCAUGUCUUCUAAAACUGCAAAAGCCAUCUUGAAAAAGGUCUAUAAUCAAGACAAUGCUGCAAGACGUUUUCAAUUGGAGAGCGAUAUUGCUAAUUAUUCCCAAGGAAAUCUCUCCAUUCAGGAAUAUUAUUCUGGUUUUCAGAAUUUAUGGGCUGAGUUUACUGACACUAUUUAUUCUAAAGUGCCUGCAGAAUCUCUCCCUGUACUUCAAGAAAUUCAUGAGCAAAGCAAAAGAGAUCAAUUCUUAAUGAAGUUGAGGUCUGAAUUUGAGACACUUCGCUCAAAUUUAAUGAGUCGUGUUCCUUCACCUUCUUUAGAUAUUUGUUUUGGCGAAUUACUUCGCGAAGAACAACGUUUUCUCAUUCAGGACUCUCUCCAACAAGAAAAUACUGUCAAGGUUGCUUUUGCUGCCCAAGGAAGAGGAAAGGGUCAGGACAUGAGUAGAAUUCAAUGUUAUAACUGCAAAAAUUAUGGCCACAUUGCUGCCAAUUGUGGAAAGAAGUUCUGUAAUUAUUGCAAACAGUCAGGACAUGUCAUAAAGGAGUGUCCGACACGGCCUCAAAAUCGAAAAUCAAAUGUUGUCCCAAUUGCACCAAAUAAUCUCACUCAUUUUGCUGCUCCAACAGUUUCUACAACUCCCUCUUCAGCUGCUGAACUUGUGAUUCUUACUCCAGAAAUGGUGCAACAAAUGAUUAUUUCAGCCUUCUCCGCCUUAGGACUACAAGGAUCAGGCAUCGGGGACAGUAAUCGCGAAGGGGCCUAAAGUUGGGAGACUAUUUCCAUUACUAUUUUCCAUUCCUCAUAUAUCUUCAUUUUGUACUACAAUUAUUAGUCAGAGUGAACUAUGGCAUAGACGUUUAGGUCAUCCUAAUCCUGUUAUUUUGUCUCAUUUAUCAAAUUCUGGUUUCUUGGGCAAUAAAGAACUCCUUGCUAAGAUUCCUUUCGAUUGUUCCACAUGUAGACUUGGUAAAAGCAAAACUCUUCCUUUUCCUUCUAAUGGUAGUCGUGCUAUCCAAUGUUUUGAUAUAAUUCAUAGUGAUGUCUGGGGCAUUACGCCCGUUAUUUCUCAUGCUCAAUACAAAUACUUUGUGACAUUUAUUGAUGA
Molecule: messenger RNA, 1362 nt
Organism: Jatropha curcas
Lineage: Eukaryota; Viridiplantae; Streptophyta; Magnoliopsida; Malpighiales; Euphorbiaceae
Source: RefSeq, a predicted model, not a curated record